AUGGCUCCACAAACUCCCCAACAGCGAAGAGCGAACGAGAAAUUUGCCAAAAAAGAAGCCUCCAAGCGAGGAAAGCCAGAGACGACGGUUAAGUCGAAACCAAAGGCAAAGUCUCCUAUAUCCGUGGGCUGGGUUGUCCUACUCGUUUUCGUCUUAUGCGGCGGUCUCUUUUUCGAACUAGCUAGAGUCAUCCCUGCUAUAUGGGGAUAUAUCUCUAGUUUCAUUACCAAAUGGACCAGUUAA
This is a messenger RNA of Nannizzia gypsea CBS 118893, 243 nucleotides long. RefSeq lists its product as hypothetical. Gene Ontology annotation, cellular component: endoplasmic reticulum. Lineage: Eukaryota; Fungi; Ascomycota; Eurotiomycetes; Onygenales; Arthrodermataceae. The transcript is spliced from 3 exons. The record is from RefSeq and is a predicted model, not a curated record. The coding region runs from base 1 to 243 and encodes 80 amino acids.